AUGCCAGACUUAUUUGACAACUUAUUUAACAGAAUAGGAACCAAAAUUAAUGGUGGUAAGACGACACACCACUACCAAGGGUCGUCGCAAGUGAACACAGGUAGAUUCUACAGUUUCCAUGAAAAUGGUACUAACAACAAGUACUGGAUGCCUACCUCAAAGAGCUUCGAUAAUACUAUUGAUAAGAUUGAUGACACUAAUACGAAGAAGGAAAGAAUGAAUAGUGAUGCUUCGGUUGGGUCAGAAGGCUUGGUGAUGCCUAGAUCCAGAAUGAAUAGUGCUGCAUCAGAUGUGCUGGAGAGCCUGGACACCUAA
Debaryomyces hansenii CBS767 is the source of this 315-nucleotide messenger RNA. RefSeq lists its product as uncharacterized. The coding region runs from base 1 to 315 and encodes 104 amino acids. Lineage: Eukaryota; Fungi; Ascomycota; Pichiomycetes; Serinales; Debaryomycetaceae. The transcript has a single exon. The record is from RefSeq and is a predicted model, not a curated record.